AUGCACUCUCCCAAGUAAAAAAAAAAACCUCUCUAGCAAUACACAGCAAACUGAGGAUGUGCAGAGUGACUCCACAUAUAUCUUAUCAGGAGGUAGGAGGGGGAUACUGGAAGAAGCGGAGGAUCAGGGAAGACAGGAUGAAACUGCGUUUCUACACAAUGCAAAGGAUUAACCCGUUAGGUUCCACAGUGAGUAUAACAAACAUGCUUUACUGCCAGGGGCAGACUGACAACUCAUGGGGCCCCCGGGCAAUAGGGGAUCAUGGGGCCCCUGUGUCCUUGCCCAAACUCAAAGAAGCCUAU
Molecule: messenger RNA, 302 nt
Organism: Staurois parvus
Lineage: Eukaryota; Metazoa; Chordata; Amphibia; Anura; Ranidae
Source: the annotation of a GenBank genome assembly